Molecule: messenger RNA, 664 nt
Organism: Impatiens glandulifera
Lineage: Eukaryota; Viridiplantae; Streptophyta; Magnoliopsida; Ericales; Balsaminaceae
Product: mitochondrial zinc maintenance protein 1, mitochondrial
Exons: 2
Coding region: 65-385 (106 amino acids)
Biological process (GO): mitochondrial respiratory chain complex III assembly
Source: RefSeq, a predicted model, not a curated record
AGUAGGGAAAAGGGGGGACGGCUUGUUUAGUUUCUUCUUCUUCUUCUUGAGCAGGACGCCGGAAAUGGCUGCUAAGGGUGCCGGAGAAGCAUUGAGAGCAUACAGAGACAUUUUACGUGCGACCAAGAAAACAUUUGCCGGAGAUACGAUGAUGCUCUCCGGUUCGGCUGCCGAGGUGAGGAAGAAAUUCGAUGAGAAUCGCCAUGUCACCUCCGAAUCGGAGAUCCAGAGACUUCUUGACGAGGCUCGCGAAGCAUCCCAUUUCAUUACUAAUAUGCUUGUUCAAGCCAAACUCAAUUCCUCUGGCGGCUAUGCGGUGAAGGCUAGCCAAGAUCACGCUGGAGCGACACUAGAGACUCCUUCAGAAGCGAUUCUGCAGAAAUGAUAUGCUAUAUGUAAAACACAAAAAGCUAGUCUUCCUUUUAAAAUUCUUAUUUCAAUUCAAUAUCUCCACUAACACUUUUUCAAUCCCCUUUUUUACUUUGAAUUUGAUGGGAAGUUUGAGAGUAGGAACCGCCUUAUGUUGUUGCCGGAUCUGUUUUGUUUUCCUACAGAAUAAUAAUGGCUUGUUUUUGGUUAAAUUUUACAACAGAUAAAUGUAAUAAGCAUUCUGCUUCUUUAUUUAUUAGUGUUUCCAUCAAUGGCUUUUUAGUGUUCACUUCAA